Seriola aureovittata is the source of this 4900-nucleotide messenger RNA. RefSeq names its product nfe2 like bZIP transcription factor 1a (gene nfe2l1a). Gene Ontology annotation, molecular function: DNA-binding transcription factor activity, RNA polymerase II-specific; RNA polymerase II cis-regulatory region sequence-specific DNA binding. Gene Ontology annotation, biological process: regulation of transcription by RNA polymerase II. The transcript is spliced from 9 exons. NCBI's taxonomy places the organism in Eukaryota, Metazoa, Chordata, Actinopteri, Carangiformes, Carangidae. The coding region runs from base 448 to 3168 and encodes 906 amino acids. The record is from RefSeq and is a predicted model, not a curated record. Gene Ontology annotation, cellular component: nucleus.
CCCAGAAGACAAACUGACGUCGGGACGCGUCGCUGUGUUAAAUCCACUGCAACUCUGACCCACCGCUGCACACUGAACAGUCACGCCUGGAAGAAACGUUUGUGGAGUCUCCAUGAAGACCGACGUGUUUUGGAUGAGCCUGUGAGAACGGGAAACCUUCACAUCCAGACAUUGUUUCACAUUUUUUCCAUCACAAUCAGCUCCAAUAAGAAAAGAGCGCCUUCAAAACUACCAUUGAACACUAAGCGACUUUAACAGAGUGGAGCCGUGUAGUGCCUUGUUCAGGGGUACAUUAUUAAUUCUUCCCUAACUGAGCAAUUUUACAGUAGAAUUUAAUAUAAAAAAUUAAAAUUAAGAAUUUCCCAACUGGGACCACUCAUCGCGGUGGUAACCGAACUGAACCCUAGACCCUUUGGGUUUCAGGGAUCCACCUCGUGACCUCUUUGUAUGUCUUCUGACAUACUUAAGACCAUGCUGUACCUAAAGAAAUACUUCACAGAGGGCCUCAUCCAGAUGGCCAUCCUGCUGAGCCUCUGUGGAGUGAAGGUCGACGUGGGACUGGAGCCCUACCUGCCUCCCUCUUGGCAUGAGAUGAUCCUGGGUCCGGCCUCGGCUGUGACCCAGACACAAUUUCACAACCUCCGCAACCGCCUGGAGGACGGCCAUGGCCUGCACCCCAAGAAUGUGGACCCGGAUGGGUAUUUCACGGCACGAAGGCUGCUAGGCUGGGUCCGCUCUCUGGACAGAGUACAGGUUCCUCACGCAGAGCUGGAGACUUGGCUGGUCCAGAGAGAGCCAGAUCCUCUCCCCAUGGAGUGUCCAGACCAGCCCUCCCUGCUGGAGAGAGCUCCUGCUGCGGUAGAGAGAGAGCGACGUGAUCCAUCUGUGGAGCCCAGAGCUUUACGUGAUAAUGAGGAAGGAACACCAGGACGCGGUGCUCUGGAUGAGAGGGGAGAAGAAGAGGAGGAUGAAGAGGACAACCUGGCCAGGAUGCAGCAGUUUUACAGUAGGACAGAGGGAGGACGACGACCAGGAGGUUCCUACGGCCGUACUAACAGAGAGCUGACUCGGAAUGAAGAAGACCCGACUUCUUUCUACUUCCAGGAGUGUUUGAGGCUGUUGGAUGAAACCUUUCCCCACACAGAGGAACAAGAGUUAAGUGAUGUUGGCAGUAGAAGUGGAGACCUGGAACGUCACCCACCAGGCAGAAAUCCCCUGCUGUCCCCCAUCAUCCCCUCUAAUAACCCCUCUUUGGACCUGGAGCUCUGCUGGCAGGACCUACUCGCCAUCAUGGAACCUGAGAACACAGAUGUUGAUGAUGACAUGAUGACAUCAUUUGACCACGCCCCAGAUUCAAGACCAUCUGGGACCCCUUGGGGUGUUGGGUCUGCAGCUCUGCACCAAAACUGUAACAACCUUGACAACGGCAUAACAGACGUUGAUCAGGAGGUCCCUCUAAUGGAGACUCCAGUGCAGCAUGGUUUGUUGCAGUCUCCAAGCCAGUCAGUGCUAGAGCCAGCCCUGCUUCCCCUCAUCCCCAGUGCAGAGUUGGAUGACCACAGUUCAGCCUUAAACACAAGGGACAUUUUGAAAAACACAAACAUGAAUACCUUGCACAGCCCUCCAGAUCACAUGGAUCUCUUGGGAGAGGAUCCUUCAGAUUUCUACAUGGGACAAAAUGCUGAAGAUAACUCAAGUACCCUAAACAUAAACCUGCUGGCACAAGAUAUUGUAGAUAACAUGGAAGCCAGUCCGGGUUUACAGUAUGAUCUCUACCCUGAAGACACGGCUAGCUUUAAUGUUAAUUUUCAUUUGCAUGACUUAACACCUUCUAGUUCUGCCGCAUCUCUGGGGGGUAAUAAUAUGGCCCAAGACCUUCUGACAUCUCCCUCCAGUGUCUUUUUGGUUGACGAGGAGGAUAUUGGGGAUGACGAUGGUCUCCCUAGCCCACUUAGUGACCUCCUAGUGGAUGCUGCCAUCUUAGACGAGAGGAGAUUGUUGGACAUAGCUCUGGAGGAAGGAUUCAGUCCGGAGAUGGAUGCCAGGCUGGAAGAGGAGGGCUACCUGGACUGUGAAGUAGCCAAACAGGACACUGGCAGAGAUGAUGACCACUCAGUCGCAGUCACAGAAGAUCCACGUGAACCAAGAAGGCAUCAACAAGACGGUGAGGAGGAGGCAGAUUCCGACUCUGGUCUUUCCCUGGACUUCAGCCACAGCCCUGCUUCUCCAAGUGCCUCGGAGACCUCCUAUUACUCCUCUUCUUCCUCCUCUUCAUCAACCACCUCUUCAUCCUGUGUGUCAGCUGUGGAAAGUCCAUACUACGAAGAUGAAGAUGAAGAUGAAGAUGCUGAGGCUGAGGAAGGGUUAGUUAGUUCGGACAUGGAAGUGGAGGUGACAAUAAAACAGGAGGAGCUCGAAGAGGAGGAGAUGGGAGCAGUAGGAGGAGGGUUUCCUGAAGAUGUUAAACUCUUUCCUGCCAACUAUGGUGAUCGCAAGCUGUUGAAUGGCUUUCCGUGGCUGGAGCAUAUCGGCCAUGAUCACACGUACAACCAGCCCUGGUCCUCCACCUCCCCUCCAUCCCUUGGAAAGAUGCCCACCAAACACACCAAAUCCUCCCAGCGACAUCACAACCGCAGGCAUUACCACUACUCCUCCUCUGAGACCAAAAUGUGGAGCAGAGAUGAACGGCGUGCACGCGCCUUGAAGAUCCCUUUUUCCAAUGAGCUGAUUGUAAAUCUGCCAGUGGACGAGUUUAAUGACUUACUGACCAGUUAUCAGCUAGGCAAGGAUCAGCUUGCCCUCAUCAGGGACAUACGACGCCGUGGUAAGAACAAGAUAGCUGCCCAGAACUGCAGGAAGAAGAAGAUGGGCGUACUGCUGGGACUGGAGGAUGAAGUGUCUGGUUUGAGGCGCCACCGUGUGCGGCUGCUUCGAGAGAAACAAGACGCCCUGAGGAAUCUGCAGGAAAUGAAACGUCGACUGAACACCUUGUACCAGGAAGUCUUUUCCCGGCUAACGGAUGAGGACGGAAGGCCACUGGAUGCUACAGAGAACAUGCUUCAUUUCGGUGACGAUGAUAGUGUUGUGGUGGCUUCGCGCGAACAAGAGGCAUGGCUGCCACAGACUGGAGAAAAAACAAGCAAGAAACAGAGAAAUAAAAAGAAGUGAGGAGGUGGACAAGCCAUGAAUAUUCUCACAGGAGUUUUGGGCAUUAUAAAAUGCAAGGAGAGUAAAGUGAUUCCUUAAGAGGAAUGAUGCAGUUGUCGAUGAAGGAACACAGGAAUUCUUUAUCUGGUGUCAAAGGAAGAUGAUAAAAAAUACCAUUAAAUCCUUUAACACCCAAACAGAUAUCCCUGAUGGUUAUGUUGAUGAUAGGACAACCUUUACUCCAGGAUGUGUUGCUCUCCAUUCUUCACUAUAAACAUUUUCUACACUGGGAAAGCACUUGAAUCCAACUCUUAUGUUUACAUAACACUGAGGUAAAUCUAGGCCGCUAAAAAAAGUCAAUAGAGGACUUUGGACCAGAAUAUAAUGAAGUCUUCUAUGCAAAAUCCUGCUCUCAGUUGCCAAAGAGACUUGAAAAUAUUAAAGAAGCCAUCAGGCUGGUCCCUGACUGUCGGCUAAUUUAGACAAUCGUGUGACACUGAAAGUGAUCGGAGAUGGGAGAAAGAAUAUGAAGAAUUCGGUGGACAAGGAGCCUGGAGCUUCACCAGUUUUCACACCUGUGCAUACCUGAUCACUCAUUAAAGAAAGUGGGCUGUUGGAUUGUUGAAGCCAGCCCGUCCCAACACCACAGACUGAACAGACUGAAACAAACUAUUUGUUAUACACUGAUGAACUGACUGAGGAAUUACUUUUUCGCCCGUGUACUAAAAGGAUGCAUGAUAGCAUGUGGAUUUCAACUGUGCCUUUUGAUUAUGUUUUUAUGUUUUACAACACACCUAUUUGUCUGUGAGGCUAUAUCCUAUUGUCUUGUUCAAACAAGAUGGUGGUAAUCUGUGUUUCAACCAUAGCUGAAGUUGAAGCUGACAUUCAAAACAGGACUAAAGCCUGCUGUCACUCUUGGCAGGUCUGAAACACAUGGGAUAAAUAUAGACAACAGUGGAGUUAAGUCGUUAAGCUAUUAAUGUUCAAAGAUUGAUGGGGAUGGAAGUGUAAGUCAGAUUCCACAAAUACACAUUGAACUGACUCAGUAAAAAUGUCAGAUUUGAACAGACUGAUAAAUUCAAAUUCUAACAUUUCUCAAAAGUGAAGGCUAGUUUGUGUUUGAGUUGUUUUAAGUUAGCAUGUCACCCUCUGGUGGUCGUGCACAAAGAGAACGGCAUAGAGAUUCUGAUGAAAUUAUUACUGCAAGGGAAAUGGCAACAAAGUUUACCUAAUGUACAGUGUUCUAUAUUGUGGUUGGGAAAGACGUCUAUUCAAAGGUAGUAGGGGAAGUCAUGUGACUAAUAAUAGUAAAUUUAGAGUUUCUCAGGGAUUAGCAUAGUCAGAAGAACAUGCUAAUAAAUACUUUUACUCCAUGUGUAGUCACAACACAUUCAGUUUUCAAUACAGUAACUCAGUGUUUGUUUGUUUGUUGUUGGGUUUUUUUUUUAAGCAGGAGUAGUAGUAGUAGGUGAACAGUACUUGUACUAAAAAAAAAAAAAAAAAAAAACUACUGUACUACCUGUGCCCCUUGCAUAGCAAAGACAUGCACUGGAAUUAAAUGGGUUGCACCAAAAUCCCAUUUUAUAUCCUGCAGACAUGUCUGUCACUACCACUGAUGGAACAAGCCUCUGUUUGUUGUUGUGGUUGUUGUUGUUAAGUGUUUACUUUUUAUGAAUGCCCAUUUGUGCUUGUUGGUAUUCAAAAACUUCUCAAACCUCAUCUUUGGUAUUAUUAAAAACAUCUUUGGGUGUUA